GCGGGCUCCGGCCUCUGCUGCCGCGGGCGGCGACCGGGCAACCCCACGGCCGCGGCUCCUCCUCCCGGGCCAUGUGAAACGGGGUCAGGCUACUUCCGCCAGCUCGGAGCCGCGCUCGCCCCGGGGGCCAGCGGGGCUCGGGACCUGGCCUUGGAAACGGGCGCAGAGCGGCUGAGGACUCCCACGCUCAGUGCACCCAAGCGACCCAGAUCCAGCUGGUGGCUUUAAAGAGGAUGAGGAUGGCAGCACUACCCCUUGAUCCUGAAAGUAUUUGGGAGAAGAGCUGCUGAGCAUAAAAGGAUUUAUGUAUUACCAAAGCGUGCCAAGUGCUUUACAAAACACAACAGGGGCACAGGCCUUUGCUCCGUCCCUGCAUCCGGAAGCUGUAAUAUGCUUUUUUCAUCACCUGCUUCUUCAGCAAACUGUCUGGAUAACCAGCUGAAGAGAUGGCAGAGGCUGGCGAGGUCCAGCCAGGCUUUGAGGGGGUCUUCAGCAUUUUAUCUAGGAUCCCAGAAGAGAGACUCGUUAUCCUCAAACAUAAGCUGAAGCACAUGAGACCCUGCACAAGCAGCUGUAAGCUGUUGCAAGCCAUGGUCCUGCUGACUUUGGGACGAGAGGCAGAGGCAAGGAUAUGCCUGGAUGCUUUGGGUGAUGAUGAAGGAGCCCUCUGCAUCUGGAGGAGUAAAUGGGGUACUGCAGGCAGCGAGAACCCACUGACUCCCCAGCAGGAGGCAGGUGCCCUCCUGGCCCUGGCACGGAUCUACUCGCUGCUGGUAGAGGAAAAUCUCUGCACUCACCUGGCCAGGGACAAUGUCUACAAGGCUGCCAUUGUGGCCUUCAGAGCCAGCGAGGAUCCUCGGAGAGACAGACUGAGCAGCAUCUUGGCCGAGGCUCAGGAAAAGUGCGCGAUCGACUUCAGCCCCACAGAGACGGGUAAUGAAUUUAAGACACUGAGGUCUGACCCUGGGCAUUUCCUGACAGCCAGCCCGGCGCCAGUGGUGAGGAGCCCCGCAGUGCAGAUCGGGAGCAGAUCAGUUCUCUCGGGGCCACAGACUUUGCGUUCCUCUGGCAGCCCGGCCUCCUUCAUCAGCCACUUUGAGAUCAGCCAGUCCCCCACGAUGGAGUUUCACAGCUGCUCAGCUCACCAUAACCACGUCCUGCAGCCCAGCAAGCUUUGUGGGGGUGCCGCGAACUGCACCGUGCAGCCUGGCAGAGGGAGAGUCAGCCACGGCCCACAGGACGCCGGCCGGGUCAGCAGCUCCUCUGCACCCCCUCUGCAAAGCGGAGUAAGAACACACCCAUCGGAGAAUCCCCAGGCCGGUAGCUUUGUUCCCCCAUCUCUUCCAGUUCCCGAAACCCCACUUCCGCAUCUGAGUGCUGUGCACUGUCCUGUGGAAUGCACUGACCCUCCCACCAUGGUGACAGCAGAACUGCAGCAACCAGGAGAGCGCGUGGUCCAAAAGCCAGAACAAGAGUCACCUACCGAGCUCCCUAGCUUGUGUACCGCAGGGCCAGCCGCUGGUUCCAUCCGAGUGCCAGUGGAAGAUUCCUGUGUCCUAACAGAGAAAGCAGACACGGCAUCCUUCUCCUCUUCAGGGGGCCCCCCUCCUCCCCAGGCAGCAGCCACCCCCACACCAGAGCUGGACUGUGGUGAGAAAAGGUUCUUCAGUUUCGUUGUCCUGCACGCCAGCGAAGAUGUGGCCAUUGCCUGCCGGGUUAAGGAGAUGCUGGAGAGCAUGGGGGUGCCCGACGGUGCCACAUUCUGCGAGGAGUUCCUCAUCCCUGGGCAGUGCCAGCUGACUUGCUUCCAGGAUGCCAUAGACAACUCUGCCUUCACCCUCCUGCUGCUGACCCAGAACUUCCAGUCCCGCUUCUGCAUGCACCAAAUGAACACGGCCCUGAUGGAUUCCCUCCAGCGGCGGCCCAAGUACAACUCGGUCAUCCCUUUCGUGCCCAAGGAGAACCCCUCGAAGAAGUGUCCGAUCCCCACCAUUCUGGUGGGGGUGGUGCCUCUGGAUGAGAACUCCCCUGUGUUCUCCAGGAUGGUGAAGAACACCUUCCGCCUCAGGAGAAUCAGUGAGCUGAAGGCGAUGUGGAGCCAGUUACAGCACAUCCGGGAGCAGCACAGGAAACAGCAGCAAUACCAGGAACACCUCCAGAUGCUGCAACAGAACUUGGUGGGUUUGAACCUGGGGUCCCAGCCUGGCUACCUGUCCCAAAUGCCUUUGCCAGGAAUGUUGCCGUAUCCUGCAGGAAUUCAGCAACUUCUGCAGCAGCUUCUCCAACUCCAGGCAUCUUCUCUUCCCACGUUUGCCCCCCCUGCCACCUACCAGCCUCACCCAGCUAGUCAGUUCGUGCCCACCCAGUCGGCUCCCUCCCCUUCCCAGCACUUCAUCCUCCCACCAAGCCACCCAAACAUGAUGCAGGGGUCAGGAGGCCCCCAGCCCCUCAUCAUUCAGAAUGCUCAAAUGGUGCAGAUUGGGGACCACAAUCAGAUGCAGGUGGAGAGGAGCAGGCUGGUGGCUGAGAGCUCCGAUGAAGAGAGCAGCGAGAGUCACUGAUUGGAGGGGCUGGAGAAAGUAGCACUGAGUUUCAUUGCUAAAUUGUGCAGCUGCCUAAGGCAGGGGCUGUGGUCUUUGUUACUUACCUGCUUGGUGAGGACAGGUCCCCCUCCUCGCCUCCGGUGGAACAUGGAGAGUGUGGAAGGAAGUGACCGUCUUUUCUGCUGGAGGGAAGAGAAUGAGAAUGAGGAAAAGAGACUCAAAUUCCUGGGAAAAUAUUUCCCAGAACUCCUGAGGGACUCAAAGGCUUUUUAAAUAAAUUUUAGUUAAUUUA
Mauremys reevesii (Reeves's turtle) is the source of this 2835-nucleotide messenger RNA. RefSeq names its product toll like receptor adaptor molecule 1 (gene TICAM1). Gene Ontology annotation, molecular function: protein kinase binding. The transcript is spliced from 2 exons. NCBI's taxonomy places the organism in Eukaryota, Metazoa, Chordata, Testudines, Geoemydidae. Gene Ontology annotation, biological process: positive regulation of canonical NF-kappaB signal transduction; response to exogenous dsRNA; lipopolysaccharide-mediated signaling pathway. The coding region runs from base 447 to 2561 and encodes 704 amino acids. The record is from RefSeq and is a predicted model, not a curated record.